AUGCUGGCUCGACGAGCGAUAUCGAAUCGCUUCCCCCCAGCCGCCUGGACGAGGGCUGUUGUUCUCCAGGCCCAAGGCCUCCACCAUCGCAUCAGCAGUCUGCCUUUCCUCCAUAAGCGAACGUCCCCGAGGCGUCCAGACAUCCCUCGUCCCUUCUCAGUGACAGCCGCCAGAGGGGUCAUGAUUCCCAAUGUCUUUGUGCCGCCUCUCGUCUUCGUCGGGCUGCUCAUCGCUCUCUGGACCUGGAAAUGCACAAUGAUCAUUCUGUUCCAGGACCGGCUCUUAUACAUGUCUUACAUGCCCCCGUUCGCGCGCUCCGAGAAGAUCGCAGAUUACCAGGCAGAGUGUCGUCCAGUGCAGUGGAAGGAGACGCACAUGCGGAGUCUGGAUGGGACGAAGCUAGCAGUCUGCGUCGGUAGCAUGCCCGUCACUGUCACCGGAGAUUCCACAAAGCAGCAAAAACGGUCGGUGGUAAUCUGCUACUUCCAAGGCAACGGUGGUUCCACGCCGCCCCGGUUGCCACUGCUCUCGAGUGUUUUGCGAGAGCUCGCCACUUCGUCGUCCUCCUCGCCCUCCUCCUUCGUUGACUACACCCUUGUCGCCUUAUCCUACCGCGGCUACUGGAAAUCGUCUGGUCGUGCGUCGCAAACGGGGAUCGAGCGCGACGCCCAGGCCCUCUUGGACUGGGUCAUGGAUACCUUCGGCGCACCCGGUACUGAUCUCCAGGUCAUUUUGUGGGGUCACAGUCUGGGGUCUGCCGUUGCCAGCACGGCUACGGCCACUUAUCUCGCUCGUCUGCCCUCUUCUUCUUCUUCUUCUUCCUCUUCCGUCGCCGGGGUGGUUCUGGAAACCCCAUCCACCAGCACCAAAGAUGUCCUGAAGAAUCUGUAUCCCCAGCGAUGGCUGCCAUAUCGGUACCUAUGGCCCUUUCUGUGGAACAGGUGGAGUAGCGCCGCCGCCUUGGAGCGCAUAGCCCGCUGGCGGGACAACGAUCCUCAACGGCAGAGAGGGACUCCACCGAUCCUGUUGCUGGUUGCGGACGAGGACGAAAUGAUUCCUUCCCAGGCCGCGGAUGAAUUGGAGCGUCUGUGUCAGAGACUCGGAUUGAACGCCGAGCGUAAGAGUGUCGCGGGGGCGCUGCAUACGGAAGCGGUGUUGAAACGGGAGGGCAAGGAGGCGCUGAUCAAGUUCAUCAGAAAGGCGACAGAUUCGUAA
Messenger RNA from Aspergillus thermomutatus, 1215 nucleotides. RefSeq names its product alpha/beta hydrolase. The record is from RefSeq and is a predicted model, not a curated record. Gene Ontology annotation, cellular component: membrane. Lineage: Eukaryota; Fungi; Ascomycota; Eurotiomycetes; Eurotiales; Aspergillaceae. The transcript has a single exon. Bases 1 to 1215 code for a protein of 404 amino acids. Gene Ontology annotation, molecular function: palmitoyl-(protein) hydrolase activity.